Messenger RNA from Folsomia candida, 1302 nucleotides. RefSeq lists its product as uncharacterized. The transcript is spliced from 3 exons. Bases 1 to 1302 code for a protein of 433 amino acids. The record is from RefSeq and is a predicted model, not a curated record. NCBI's taxonomy places the organism in Eukaryota, Metazoa, Arthropoda, Collembola, Entomobryomorpha, Isotomidae.
AUGAUGGAAAAUUCUGGAAGUCCGUCGUUCGCUUUUACCCGCGCACAACUGACCCUUUUUCUAGCCAACAUCUUCUUCACCGCGGUUCACGGACAGGCCAACUUUUCGACGGGAGCUUCAUUCUACGCCACCCGUUGGACAGCGCUCCCCACCCCGCGAGGAAUCACGGUUGAUCCCGUCGACGACGUUCUGGUCGUGUCGAGAUCACUCGCGGAAAUUUUUGCCGUCUUCCCUGACGCGGGGGGAAACCCGGUCGUGGUUCAGAUUACGAAUGAUACCAGUCUGGGAUUAACUCAUGCCCUGACAUACGCGGCGGGAUAUCUGUACGCAUCCAGUCGCUCGUCGGUGUACAGAUGGCCGUACACGCCAGGACAGCGCAGGAUGGUGGGCGUUCCGGCAGAACAGGUGAUCUACAACAUCCCAGGUUCUAAUGAGGUGGCGUUUAUCGCGAGGCCAAUUAUUUUCGAUGCUAGAAUGAACUUCUACGUUGCUGUGGGAACAGGGGUAAACACGCCGCCGGAGUUGGAUUCGAAUCGAACGCGGAUAAGGAAAUUCGGCCGGUUGAAUAGUGUCGAUUUUCCGAUUGAUUUUGAGACUGAGGAGGUUUACGUCGACGGCGUCCGGAACGAUGUCGGGAUCGACUUCGAUGCUUCCGGAACUCUGUGGGGUGUCGAGAACGGUAUCACGGGUGGCAUAGUAAGGCCCGAUCUUGGCCCCGAUAACUUCGCCAUGUUCAAUCCCACGGAGGAGUUGAACCGAUUCAACCGACCGCCCGGAACAUUUUAUGGUUAUCCGUACUGCUUCAGCAGUUACAUUUUGAAUGAUUUCCCGCCGGGAACACAGUUCGCGUGGCACACUUUCCUGAACGAUGGAAUCCAUACGGACGAAUGGUGUCGAAAUCGAAGCAAUGUUGAACUUCCCGCCCUGGCCAUGCCGGCACACGAGGCCCCGUUAGGAAUCACGUUUUACGAUGGGCGCGGCUGUAACGGGGUGGUGGGCUCGUUUCCCUGCAGUAUGAUUGGCGAUGCGUUUGUCUCCUUCCAUGGAUCCUCCUGCUGUGGGGGAGCUCCCCCCGUGGGUUACCGCGUGGCCCGACUACCCUUCGAUAAGGCUACCUUGACUCCCAUGGGAGAAAUGGUGGACGUUAUCUUUGACUCGGAGAGAGAACGUUGUGUCAAUAAUGCCGAGAGGGCGACGUGUUUCAGACCGGUGAGCGCGGCGUUUGAUUACAAUGGACAUAUGAUUGUGACCGUGGAUUCGACGGGGGAACUGUUUAAGGUGUAUUAUAACGGAACAGUUUAA